Messenger RNA from Ceraceosorus bombacis, 1173 nucleotides. The record is from the annotation of a GenBank genome assembly. Lineage: Eukaryota; Fungi; Basidiomycota; Exobasidiomycetes; Ceraceosorales; Ceraceosoraceae.
AUGGGUGGAAGUCUCUCAAAAGCGAUGGGAAAGAUCUUUGGGAACAGGGAGAUGAGAAUUUUGAUGCUCGGUCUGGACGCUGCGGGCAAGACGAGUGAGUGAUCGACUACAGCAUACAUGCGAGGUCCACCGCAGUGAAACGUGGCGCAGAGGCUGGAAGUAUAGAGGGUUCUGUUGCAAGGUGCAUUUUCUGAUUCAUGCGAGGGGCGAUUGGCGGUUGCGAACAUAUCUCUCCCAGUGCAUGAGGCGUCGUGCGCUUGUGCGAAUCCAUCGGCACCGCCACCUCCUUGCUCACUCUUAAUUCUUGUCCAACAUCCUCAUCAGCCAUCCUGUACAAGCUCAAGCUGAAUCAAAGCGUCACGACUAUCCCGACUGUUGGCUUUAACGUCGAGACUGUCCAGUACAAGAACGUCAAAUUCAACGUAUGGGUGAGCCCUACGCGAGACUGUGCACACGCUCCGCCACCGCUUCGUCACGAUCUGACUCCUACUUCCUUUCGCCGCAUCCACAAAGGACGUUGGAGGUCAAGAUAAGAUCAGACCCUUAUGGCGACACUAUUACACAGGCACGCAGGGUUUGGUGUUCGUGGUCGACAGCCAGGACAGGGACAGGAUCGAUGAGGCUAGACAGGAGCUGCACAGGAUCAUUGGAGAUAGGGAAAUGAGAGAGUGCCUCUUGCUUGUGUUUGCGAACAAGCAGGAUCUGGCCGGAGGUGAGUCUGAGCAAAAGGAUUGUUGCUUUUGAGAGAAUGCAGCGAAUGUCUGGCAGGCCUACCUGUCGAACGUGGGUCAAGUCUGUGUACCGAUGGGGUGGGGCGGCAGCAGCAGCAGCAGCAGCAGCAGCAUUCCUUUCGCACCUUGGAACAGCAGCUCUGGAUUGCAGCUCACUGCGAAUCUGAUGACAAAAGAGACUCACGCGCAUACCUCUCUUGCGGACUCUCAGCCAUGUCACCUGCAGAAGUGACCGAGAAGCUGGGCCUGCACCGGAUGAGGGAUCGAUCUUGGUUCGUGCAUCCCAGUUGCGCAACAAGUGGCGAGGUGAGUCGUGCUUCUCUCAGUCCAAUGUCUUUGGCAUACACUCACGGCGACAACACUUGCUGUCUUUCGUCCUCAGGGUUUGUUUGAAGGGCUUAGCUGGCUGAGCACCAAUGUCAAGAAACAGCAGGGUGCUUGA